Enterobius vermicularis (human pinworm) is the source of this 4877-nucleotide messenger RNA. The record is from the annotation of a GenBank genome assembly. Lineage: Eukaryota; Metazoa; Nematoda; Chromadorea; Rhabditida; Oxyuridae.
GCUGUUGAGGUGGUUUCUGGAGUUCAACCAGAGGAUUUAGCCGGCCUGCCAGGAACAACACCGGCCCCCGUCACUACACUAAGAUCGGCAACCAUUCUUGACAUUGACGGGAAUCCGUUGCCAACAAAUGAAAGAGCAGAAUAUCUCGGACCUGACGGAGGGCCCAUCCCUGUUAACGAGAGAGGCGAACCUUUGGGUCCGGACGGUGAGACCUUGAAGAAAAACAAUGACGGUAAUUACGUCUAUCCUAUGCGCAAUCUACCACAAGAGCCAACAAGCUCGCACUCAGUCCCCGUAACCCAAAUUACGACACCGAGGCCGCGGCUCGCUAGCGGACACGUUGUGCGAGUCUCUGAGGAUGGCACCGUAUCCCUUGACGGACAGGAAAUCCAGCCAGGAGAGGAUGCGAAGGUCCACAUUAUGCGAGAAUGGAUCGGCGAAGAGAGGUCGACUCCAGAGCCAGUUGAAGUCGUCACCGACAAGACUGUACCCCAGUUCCCUGAGGUGCUUUCUCGAAUGCCACCAGAGGAGGUACCAGGCGUACCGGGAACUACGCCGGCCCAAGUGACUACGUCCAAAGCGAUACCUAUUGUUGACAUUGACGGGAAUCCUUUGCCAAAAAAUGAAAGGGGAGAACCGCUUGGACCCGAUGGGGAGCCCAUAGUGCUUGGCGAGAGAGAAGAACCUUUGGGUCCAGACGGCGAGACGUUGAAGAAGGAUAGCGAGGGCAACUACGUCUAUCCCAUGCGCAUUCUACCACAAGAGCCAACAACCUCGGGCUCAAUUCCUAUAAUCAAAAUUACAACACCAUCCCCGCGAGUAAUCGCGUCAGUGAUAUACGAAGACGGCGUACCACUAGGAACCGGUAGGGACGGGUUCCCAAUUCACUCCGAUGGAAAAACACCCGUGGAAGUAAACAAUCAAAAUGAGCCACUUGGCCCAGACAACCAUGUUCUGCAGAAGGACGAAGACGGAAACUAUAUCUGGCCGCAAAAAUCCACCGAUGUGCUCGUGCUCGGCGUAGCUACAGGCGAAUCGCACCUGUCGUCAUCGACACCUUUUGAGGCCACUCCAGAGAAAAUUCCAGCACAGUUGUCUAGUACACGUGUCCCGGCAGCAGUCAAACCGUUCUUGGAAGUGGUCCUGAAUGACAAGGAACACCUGCGACUCAGCCCUAAUGAAACAACGCAACUCCCUAGCGGACACAUAGUGCGGGUAUCUGAAGACGGCACCGUUUACUUUGAGGGACACGAAAUCCAGGCGGGAGAAGAUGGGAAGGUCCAUAUUCCACAAGAAUGGAUCAGUGAAGAGGCGUCGACUCCAGAGCCAGUUGAAGCCGUUACGGACAAGACGGUCGCCCAAGUUCCUGAUCUGCUUUCUGGAAUGCCACCCGAGGUGGAAGGGGGGCUACGGGGAACCACACCGGCCCAAGGGACUACACCUAAAGGAGCAACUAUUGUUGACAUUGACGGCAAUCCUUUAUCAACAAAUGAAAGGGGAGAACCGCUCGGACCUGACGGGGAACCAGUUACGCUUGACGAGAGGGGCGAACCUUUGGGUCCGGACGGUGAAACACUGAAGAAAGAUAGUCAGGGUAACUACGUCUAUCCCAUGCGUAUUCUACCGCCAGAGCCAACAACCUCUCCCGGAGCUCCUCUGAGGGAAGCCACAACGCCAAGCCCGCGAUUAAUCGCGCGAGUGAUAUAUGAAGACGGCGUACCACUGACAACUGGAAGCGACGGAUCCCCAAUUCACUUUGAUGGAAAAACACCUGUGGAACUCAACGAGCAAAAUGAGCCACUUGGCCCAGAUAACAAUGUUCUGGAGAAGGACGAACAGGGAAACUACAUUUGGCCCCAAAAGUCUACCGACGUACUCGCGCUUGGCUUAGGUAUAGUCGAACCGCGCCUGUCGUCUCCCAGACCUUUCGAAGUCACUCCCAAAAAAAUUCCAACAUCGCUGUCCAGUACACCUGGCCCGGCAAGAGUCAAACCCUUCGUGGAGGUUGUCCUGCCUGACAAGGAAGAGCUGCGACUUAGCCCUAAUGAAACAAAGGAACUCGCUAGCGGACACAUUGUGCAAGUCUCUGAAGAUGGGGCCGUAUCUCUUGACGGACAGGUAAUCCAGCCAGGAGAGGAUGCGAAGGUCCAUAUUCCGAAAGAAUGGAUCAGUGAACAGGCAUCGACUAUGCAGGCAAUUGAGGUCAUCACCGACAGGACGGUGAUUCAGCCCGUUGGACCCGACGGCGAGCCGAUAACGCUUGACGAGCGAGAGGAACCUUUAGGUCCGGGCGGUGAAACGUUGAAGAAAGACAGUGACGGUAAUUAUGUCUACCCCAUGCGUAUUCUACCGGAAGAGCCAACAAGCUCGCGCGGACUUCCUCUCAUAGAAACUACGACAUCGCCCCGAAGAGUAAUUGUGCCAGUCAUAUAUGAAGACGGCGUACCACUAACAACCGGAAGCGACGGAUCCCCAAUUCACUCCGAUGGAAAAACACCCGUGAAACUCAACGAGCAAAAUGAGCCACUUGGCCCAGACGGCAAUGUUCUGCGGAAAGACGAAGAGGGAAAUUACGUGUGGCCCGAAAAUUCCACAAGCGUUCUCGCCUCUAUUGUGCCUAAGGUUCAACCAGACGUGUCGUCACCAGUACCUUUUGAAGUCACUCCCGAAAAAUCCCCAACACCGUUGUCCAGUACACGUAGCCCGGCAAUAGUCAAGCCAUUCGUGGAAGUAGUCCUGCCUGACAAGCAACAGCUACGACUCAGCCCUAAUGAGAGGAAACAGCUCACUAGCGGACACAUUGUGCGAGUUUCUGAAGAUGGCACCGUGUCCCUCGACGGACAUGAUAUCCAGCCAGGAAAGGAUCAGAAGGUCCAUAUUCCGCUAGAGUGGAUCAGUGAAGAGGCGUCGACCCCAGAAGGAGUUGAAAUGGUCACCGACAAGACGGUUGCUCAAGUUUCUGAGGUGGUUUCUGGAAUCUCACCAGAGGAGGUAGCCGGGCUAUCGAGAACGACACCGGCCCUCGUGGCUACACCGAAAGUGCCAACUAUUGUUGACAUUGAUGGAAAUCCCUUGCCAAGGAAUGAGAAAGGAGAGGCCCUCGGCCAUGAGGGAGAACCCGUCAGGCUUGACGAGAGGGGCGAACCGCUGGAUCCGGACGGUGAGAAGUUGAAGAAAGACAGUGAUGGUAAUUACGUCUAUCCCAUGCGUAUUCUACCGCAAGAGCAAACAACCUCUCGCGGAGCUCCUCUCACGGAAGCUACAACGCCAGGCCCGCGAGUAAUCGCGUCAGUGAUAUAUGAAGACGGCGUACCACUAGCAACUGGAAGCGACGGAUCCCCAAUUCACUCGGAUGGAAAAACACCUGUAGAACUGAACGCGGAAAAUGAGCCGCUUGGCCCGGACAGGAACGUUCUGGAGAAAGACAUAGAUGGUAACUACGUCUGGCCUCAAAAAUCUACAGACGUGCUAGCACUCGGUGUAAGAACAGUGGAACCGCACGUACCUUCAACCGUGCCUUUCGAAAUCGCUUCCGAGACUCCUGGGAGAUUUCUGUCGGAAACAACUUUGGGACCGCCUGGAACGGUUGGACCGUACAUCGAAGUGAUCGUACCUGACCAUGGGAAGCUAGGACUCAGGCCUAAUGAAUCCAUGGAGCUUCCUGGCGGGCACGUUCUAAGGGUCUCCGAGGAUGGUACCGUGUCCUUUGACGGAAAGGUCAUCCAGCCAAGAGAAGACGGUAAGGUCAGCAUUCCGAAGGAAUGGAUUAGUGAGGAGGCGUCGACGUCAGAGCCGGUCGAGGUCGCGACGGAUAAGACGCUUGCCCAGUUGCCUGAGCUAGCCUCUGGAUUCCCGGCAGAGGAGGUGCCAGGGGUAUCAGGAGCUACGCCGGCCCAAGUGACUACACCCAAAUCAGCAACCAUUGUUGACAUUGAUGGAAAUCCUUUGCAAACAAAUCAGGAGGGAGAAGUUCUCGGGCCUGACGGGAAACCAGUGAGGUAUAAUGACGCUAGUGAACCUCUCGGCCCAGAUGGUGAAAGACUGAAAAAGAACAAGAAUGGGGCUUUUGUGUAUCCCAUGCGUACCGUACAGGCCACUACUUCCAUUAUACUUCCUUCGUUUGAAACGACAAGGGCUAGUUCCCUAGAGUCGAUUCCAGUAAUAUAUGAAGAUGGAGUGCCGUUGAACAUCACAGAUGACGGAGUCUUGAUUCACGCAGAUGGAAGUACGCUUGUUGAGGUGAACGAGGAAAAUGAACCGAUUGGCCCAGAUAAGAAUGUAUUAAGGAAAGACAGAGACGGAAAGUAUGUGUGGCCCCAAAAGUCGACCGAAGUCAUUGCGCUAGGGGUAGCUACAGUACCGCCGGAAUUAACUUUACCCACUUCUGUUGGACUGUCCUCGGACAUCAUCACAGCCGCGCCCGAGUUAAUCCGGUCCAUUGAGAUCAUUCUGCCCGACAAGCAACGUAUAGAAUUGAAAGUUAACGAAACGGUAGAACUUCCAAGUGGUCAUACAGUGUACAUCUCUGAAGAUGGGACGGUGUUUGUUGACGGAAACGUCGUGCAACCUGAAGAAGAUGGUAAAGUUAAGAUUUCGCCGGGAUUUGUUGCGGAAAAGAAGCCCACAGAUGGACCGUUGGAAGUCUUUACCGACAAGUCGCUUGUUGGCAGUUUUGGAGUUUAUGGUGAAUCUUCUACUGUUUAUGUAACAAUGGUUACUCCGAGUGGUGCCGUUCAGGUUGAGAAGACUAGAGGAGAAUGGUUAUCAGAAACCUUUCGUCUGGUUGUGUUUGUAAAGGUUAUGGGUGGUGAGUUUGUGUCUUUACUGUUCCUGCUAGAUUGGUCAUUCCACAAUUAUGGUUGUGAUAGAAGGUAAUU